Messenger RNA from Amorphotheca resinae ATCC 22711, 1238 nucleotides. RefSeq lists its product as hypothetical. The coding region runs from base 133 to 1113 and encodes 326 amino acids. Lineage: Eukaryota; Fungi; Ascomycota; Leotiomycetes; Helotiales; Amorphothecaceae. The record is from RefSeq and is a predicted model, not a curated record. Gene Ontology annotation, molecular function: hydrolase activity. The transcript has a single exon.
CAAUUCCUUCAUCAAGGAUUCAAAUCAGUGAACGAUCGCUUCUGCAUAGUUACUUUUGCAUUCCAUUCAUGGGUCAUCAUAGAAUGUCUUCUUGUCAUUUUAUCUGCUUCUUGCAGCAUCUCCAAAGCUUAAAUGGAUCCUGAAAAUAAACCCAGGGUUGACAAGCUUCCACAUCAGCGCCUGCGCAACGUUGCAACCGCUCUUCUUGAGCUGCAUCCCCUGCAUUCUUCCCCAUUGGCACCUUUACCGCCUUCAGCCUCUCCUAUAAGAAUUGUUUGUGUAUCUGAUACACAUAACACGCAGCCCGAUCUCCCAGAAGGCGAUAUCUUAAUCCACGCCGGUGAUCUCACUGAAUAUGGCUCCUUUGACGAGAUCCAGACACAGCUCACAUGGCUCUCGUCCCAACCCCACCGCUACAAGCUGAUGGUUGCCGGCAACCAUGAGCUUUUGCUCGAUGAAGCAUUUCUGAGGAUGCACCCUGAGCGGCUAUACGGCGAGAUCAAGCGCAUGGAAGAUCUUGAAUGGGGCAGUGUACACUAUCUCUGUGAAUCUUCUGUUACCCUAGACUUGGAAGUGCCACAAAAUGGCUCUCGUGACCCGAGUCAGCACGAAACAAGAAGAUUGACUGUCUUUGGUAGCCCCUGGACGCCCCAGCAUGGCACCGCCGCCUUCCAGUACCGGCGCGGGCGCACCGAGGACCGCUGGGCGCAUCGCAUUCCCUCCAACGCAGAUAUUGUUAUCACACACGGCCCACCGCGUUAUCACCUCGACGGGCGCAAUUCCCACCACCAAGGAUGCCCAUCCCUUGGGCGGGAGUUGAUCCGCGUCCGCCCGCGCCUCGUGGUGUUUGGGCAUAUCCACAUCUCGUACGGAAGGGAGGACGUCGUGCUUGACGGCAUACAGCGUACGUACGAGGCUAUCCUUAACGAUUGGUCGCGCUGGGAAGCGCUGGUUUGGAUGGCGAUGAGGGUUCUCGGCGCCAGGAUUGCUCGAUGCUUGCGCUGCAGAAAGGGGAUGGGGAAGGAGAAGUGCACGACGUUUGUGAACGCUUCUGCUGUGGGGGGCUCGAAGCACGAGUUGCGGAAUCGCCCGAUUGUGGUUGAUUUUUACUGAUACCGUCCUAUUGCUUAUAUGGAUCAUCACCUUGCUUGUCAUAUCGUGGAAUCAAGAACAGAGAACCCUGCCAUCCAGACAACCGUCGUUGGCAUACCUCCCGGUACACAAAGCCCAACUUCUUC